AUAGCUUUUCAAAGCCGGCAUUAAUGGAAUAGAUAACUAUGUAACUUAAUACAAGCCUGUCAUGGAAGAGUCAUGGAAGCGAACGAACGCUCCUGAAAUACGCUGGUCAGCGCAUGCGACUUACCAAUUCCACGUAAAGUUAGGUUCAGCCGUCAUACGAGCGUCGCCAUACAGUCGCCAACUAUACUUCGGUCUUUACCGUUUUCAAAAAUAGUUCGGGCUCCUACCAAAGAAAAACAGACAGAGAAGAUAUAUUUAUGGUGGGACGUUGUCGAUUUGUAGUUUGCUUGUGGUGUAUUUUGUGUUAUUUUCAAAACGGUUCAACACCAACAAAAAAAAGUUUUCAAAAUAAAUACAAAAAAAACCGUUAUUACAGUUUUUUCAGUAUUUUGAUCUCGCUGCUUAACAAAGAGUCAUUGAAGGCGGCUGUAAACAAAAGUUGCCUGUACACAACCCAGACCUUGGUCUUCGUACACCAACGUCUAUUAUACUAAAGAUGACCACUACAAGAUGAAUAGCGUAGAAGACUUGCCUUACUAUAGAGAACAUAUUUAUAAUUCACCAACUUUAAAUAAGAAGACGUCGGCCACAACUUACGAUUUUCCUGAACAUCCUCCCAAAAAAGAUAAGAAGUGGUCUUUUGGGAGUUUGUUUAGGCGGAAGAAGAAGGAGGAAAGCGAUAGUAGUAGCGAUGAGGAGCCGGAAAAGAAAGGGUACUUUUCUAGGAAGAAGAAGAAAUCGGAAAAACGGAAAAAGAAUAAACAAAGACCUACUUUUGAUCACAUAGUUGUCCCCCAAAGGGAUACUUUAUACACUAAUGGAUACUUUUUUGAUGAAUCUGGUAUUCUUUCCGACCCAACUGGAGGAUUUGGCAGCUAUCAAGGAAGAACCCUUUCAAGAACCCCCCAACAAAUCCGAAAACUCCCAAAAAUGGAAACAUCGAGAGAUGUUUCAAACAGAAAUGGAAUUGAUAGACCUUCAUUGGGAUCCGCUGAUAGUUUAUUAAAAAGAACCCGAAAAGAUGUUGCUAAAAUCCGGGCGGAAGCAAGAAGGGACACUUACUUGAAAGAGAGUAGUUCGGAUGAUGAUGAUUCGCAGCGAUCUUCAUCAUCGAAGUUAAGAAGCGACGAAAAUAUUAAUAGAUUACGCGAUGGAUCUAUGAACAAAAAAUCGAGGGCUGCAAGAACGGAAAGAUACAUCAGAAGAUUGUCUAAAGACGAAGAAGGAUUAUACAUCAAUAUAAAGUUACCUAAAUCCGACGUUGAAAAUGGUUAUCACAGAAAAUUUUUACAACCUGAGCCAAGAAAAGAAAAACCAAAUAGUCCAAAAAUUCAAAGAAAUAAUUCUAUUUUUAAAACCCCUGGUUUAGCAACGAUUCCGCCAAACCAUCAUAUUAACAACUCGAAGCGAAAUAGUAGGGAAAACGUUUCAAGUCCAAGCUUUACAAAACCUCCCAUAAAUAACUACAACCUCCAAAAUAGGUACGGAGGGUCGUUAAGCUCAAACGAACCCAGGGAAUUCGUUGGAUACCAAAGAAGCGUAUCCUACGACGCUGAUAUCAAUAGAACCGCAUCCCCAGAAGCUAAAAAUGCCUCCUCAGAAGUAAUUCAUGCUCAGUUACCCAUAGUAAAACCAAAUCAAAGAUUUCGAAACCUAAGUCUUGUGGAACAACCGAAAUUAUUAAUUAAACAAAAACACCCUCCUCCUCCACCACCCCGAGAUCCUUGGCGAGUCUACAUCCACCCCCAAAACCAAGAAUCAACAAGACCCAUAUCGUAUUGUUUUGAUCGUAACCCUCAAAAACAACUUAUUGAUAACUCUAAUCAUAAAAUUGAUAAUAAAUCACAUUCAUUUAAUUGGAAACCUAAUUUUCGAUCUACAUCUGAGGAUCACAUCCCAUCCGAAUGUUCCCCAAUCCCAUUUUAUCCCCGCCCAGCUUCCGCCACGUCAGAUCAUCCAAAACAAAGAAUAAUAAGAAAAACAAUUGGUGGUAUUGACGCAUCCGAACACUACCAAUACUUAGCCGAUAGAAAUCCUCGAAGCAGAAAACCAAUAUUUAUUCAAGACAAAAAUGAAAUUCAUUGCCAAAACGAAUCGAAAAAAGCAAUCGAUUUUUGGAAAAAAAUCGAUGAGGAUAUGAAUCGUGUUGCAAAAAUCGCGGAACCUCAAAAACCAACCGAUUAUUGGAAGAAACAAAAUGGACCAAAAAUGUUUACGGCUUCAACUCAAGUUCGUACCAAUAUAUUUUUACCGAUUACAAAUAACUCGAAUACUUUUAAGCCGAUAUCUAAACCAAACGAUGGAAUCGAUGAGGUUGAUUCUAGAUCGAAAGAUGUUGAUGGCGAUAGUAUUUCGAACGAAUUUACCAACGAAAGGAAAUCAUCGAAUCUCGAAGACGCUUUAGAUGAACUUGAAGCGAUUUAUAACAGUUUAAGAUUAGGGGACGAGGAUUUAUUGGAGAGAGCUGAGGAACGCGAAAAAUCGAUUGCCGCCAAAAAAAUAAUGGAAGCUAAUCUUGAAUCUUACCCAGGUUGGGGACCACCAUCAAGAGGGGCAAUCAGUGAUUCUAGUUUUAGUUAUGAACCAUUUGAUUCAAUCGAUUCCCCAAAACGAAAAAAAAUGGUAAGAAAAUCGAAACAUCCCGACAGAAAAAACGAUGAUAUGGCUUUAAGGAAAUUACAUAAAGAAAGAAACCAUACAAUUUCCGAUCCUAAAGAUGUUAUUUCAAGCGUGAGUUAUUUAUUAGCUUCUCCUAUUCAUCACAACAAUGAUUUGGAGAUAACUAAUUCUAAAAAUAACAAAGAACCUAACGUUACAUUGGAUGAUGUUGUUUUUAGAACAAUUAAGCAUGCUAAUAAUACGUUAAAAGUUUCUGAUCCCCAACUACCUUUUGGUAUUCCAAUUGGACCGGUUCUUCCAGCUCCAAACAGCGAUUAUUUACAUGCCGUACCAGAAACAUCACCACAAUUUACUUACAAAAAUAAAAGAAUACCAAAUGUCGUUAAAGACGACUUGGCGUAUAGAAAUUUAAGAAAAGACUCGAAUAAAGAACCGGUUUUACCUGCCUUAACACCCGAUGAUCUUGUAAACAAUAACAAUCCCAUUUCAACACAAGAUUCAUUGAAACAAAACUUUGGGGGAUCCAUCAAAAAGAAACGCGCAAUUAGAUCGUUAUCGGCUAAUAUUUAUAAUCUAAUUCAAAACGAUCCACAAUCAUACACAUCAUUUUAUGAAGAAGAACAGGAACCGAAAGCUUUUGAAAAACCCAAUCUCGCAGAUAUCGCGGAUGCGAUGGAAAUCGCAAGACAAAUUUUAAAGGAAAAAGAAGAAAAAAUUAGUGCAACUAGACGUGCGUUUUUAAGCGAUACCGAAGCGAAAUAUAAAAGAAAAGAGGCUAACGAUCAAAUCAAUGAAAGUAGAUUAAAUUUCUUGAAUAGCAUGAAAUCGAAACAAGAAGAACUUCAACAAAGGGUUUUAGUUAAAGUUGGAAAAGAAGAAAAUCUCCAAACUAAACCACCGCGAGGUGUUACCCCAGAAAGAAAAAGUUCGAAAGAAACAUCACCAGGUGAUUUGAGUAAAGAUGGGUACCACAGGAAUUCUUUAGACGAUCUUUUAACAGCUUUCGCUGUAGAAGCUCAAGAAGCAAGCCAAAGAAUCGCGGAAGAAAUCAGAGACAAAUCAAAUCAUAAAACAGAAGAAAAGGAUAACAAAUUAAAAUCACCUGCUUUAGUUCGAAAAAAUUCACCAAAAUUAGAAGAUGGGAAAGAAAUUGAAAUCGUUUCUGAAGAUAUUAAAUUAGCUCCUUUAGCAACAUCGGAGUUACUUCCAGUUGAAGAAGAUGUUGAUGAGCAAAUGGAAGAAUUACAAAAAAUCGCUUCAGAUACUGAAGAACAUAAAUCGGUGGCUAAUCUUGUUUUGUUUUGCGAACCUGAAGAACACGUAUCUCAACCAAUUGAAGAAUUAGGUUCUGCUUCCGACCACGAUUAUGUCAACAUACAUACAGACGCUGAAGUAGAAGAUAUCCCCAAUUCAUUCAAAGAAUCCGUGGAAGAAAUAAAAUGCAUCUCGCCAAAUGAAGAACUCAACGCAGAUUUAAUCGCUGGUUUCCAAGAUCUCAAGAAUAUUGAUGACGAUGAGAACGACAGUGAAUCAAAAACUGGUGAAGAAGACGAUCAGUUCUUCCUGGUAACUCUACCCAAUUUCCCUGUGUAUUUAUCAUGCGACAACGAAGACCAAGCCGAAGUGAUGUCUGACAACCAGGAGAGCAGGGCGCAAAGGAUUGCCCGUUAUAAGGAGGAAAGGAGGAGGCAAUUAGCCCUGCAAUAUGGGAUGCCAACCGAAGGUGCUGGAACAACGAAAAAGAACAACAGUACCGGAUCAAGCAGUUCUGAUGGCCCAAGAACCACCCGAGCAUCUAGACUUCGAGCAGCAGCUGUAGCAGGGCAAGAAUCAAUUAAAGAAAAAAUUGUCACGAGUCCGUCUAGCUACCGGGAUAACGACGCCUCGUCCGUAACAACAACAAAAUCAGAGAAAGAUAAGAGUGGAAAACGAAAAUCUAAUUUGAACAGAUCUUUAAAUUGCGAAGAAGUUCCCGUUGACGAUUUUAUUGAUGACACAAAGAGUAGACGUCGCAGGCGACGUUUCUUUCCUGCUGAUCUCCUUCAACAAGGUAUAAGCCCAUAUGACAACAUAAAAAGUGAUAAUCUAUACACUGCCAGUAACAAUGCAUCGUCCCCGUUCUCCUCAUCACCAAUCACUGCCUCAGCACAACGCUGUACUUCCCCAACGAAGAGGUCCCAAUUAAGCGUGCAUAUGGAGAACGCACGAAGAGCAAUUAGAGCCGAUAAGACGACAAGAAGUUCCAAAGAUAAAUUGACUAGUACAAGUGAAAAAGAAAAUCGGCUCUCCGCGGCCGCCAAAAAAGUGCCUCCCACGGAUUCCUCUAAAAUGGAUCGAAAAACCCGGAAUGCAUCGAUUUCGAAGAGAAUGGACGAGUUGACCGCGUUAACGAGGGAAACGUUAGCUAGAGUGGAAAGGUUGGCAAGUAAAAGCAAAAGUUCGGCGCGAUCUAUUACUUCUAAAGUUUCCGCCGCAUCUUCGGAUUCAGACCGAGAAAAGAAAUUAAAAUCUUCCAUAUUGAAGAAAAAGGAGGAAACACCGAUUGAAGUGUCGCCCCCUUCAGUUCCGGUUUCAAUACUUAAAAGAAAAGUCUCCCAAGAUGAAACUAAAUCUGCUUCCGCUUCAACCCAUACCCCUCCAGUAACCUUUUCUCCUAACGUGGUGGAACCAUCCACUAAUCAUAAACGACAGGGAAUUCUAAAAAAACGAAGAAGUUUGGAUGAAUCUCAAGUUCUUAGACAUAGAAGUUGUAGUCCAGACGUUGCCACUAAAUCAGAUUCCCGUUCAAUUUUAAAAAAUCAACGAAGGUCUUCCUUGGAGGAAAUUACUAGAAUUAGAUCUCCAGAUCCUCAAAUUCAAGGUAUCUUGAAGCGAAAAUCUUCACGACCUGAAGAUGAUCACGAAAAUUCUCUUAAUUCUCCACAAGGAAUUUUGAAACGAAAAUCAGGAACUAGCUCCGCCGGAUCGACCAGCGGCACUCAACAUGUUUCUAUUGCAACAGCCGUUAUUUUAGCCGCUGCUGGUGGAGCUGAAAUGAUUUUAGAUACCAACGAACACGUCAAACCGAUACUCAAGAAAAAAAGCAUCGACGAACAGUAUCACUUUGAUUCAUCGACCGAAACGCUCAAACCUAUUUUAAAGAAAAAAUCUAGCACCGAUACCGACGAUCCAGAAGAUAACAAACCACGUCCGAUUUUAAAAAUACCUCGAUCUUCCCUGGAAUACCGCGACUAUUCAGAGACUGAUUCUUCCGAAUUUGAGGUUAAACCAAUUCUCAAACAGAACAAAGACGAUGAUUUACCUAGAUUAAGAUUUAGAGGUAACGAUGAUGGAUCGGUUGAAGUCGAAAGAAGAAGAAGACGACCCGACACAAUAUGUACCGACUUUAAUAUUUCCGAAACGAUUAAGAAAACUCAAGAUUCAGAUAGAGAUUUGCACAAGAAGAGGCCAGUUUCUGUUUUAGAAUUGGUCCAAAAUUUCGAAAACACUACCGUUCCAUCAACUGGUGCCAUUCCUAAAAAAUCGAGUAUGAAAAGGAGUAAUGAUAGAAGCAGAACUCAACCAGUUACUUUCAACGAAAUCGAAGCAAGUUUAAGCUUUGUCCAAAACCAACCUCUGGACGACUACUCCAAAGUUCCUUUGUCGGGAACUUCGAGAUCGGCCGAACAAACCGCUCAAAGCCUUUUCAACCUCAGUUCAUCCCUGGAAGAUGAUCGUCUGACCGACUUCCUCUCAACAUCAAGCACAAGAAUGGAUAGCGGUGUUGGGAAGAUGUCGUCGGAUUCUGCGUUCCAGUCCCUUGGAGAUGGUCUGGAGCUUGAAGAGGAGGUCACAACUUCUUCACCUAUAAAGUUAACACCCGUUAAAGUUGAUCCGGCGAAAUUGCAAAUGAAAGCGAUAGCUGAAGAAGCAAAAAAUUUAAAAUUGAAAAAUUUGGGUAGUUCAGGAAUUCAAAAAUACAAGCGCAAAACCAGUCCAAGUUAUAUGGAACGAGGAAGUAGAUAUUCAACUCAACCUGUGACUUUAGAUGAAGUUGAAGAAGCGUCCAAACUUAAUACUAAAUCAGAAAGUGAUUCAAAUGGAGUUGAUCCUUCAAAACUUAGCCUAUCAGAACGCAUCAAGAUGUUCAAUACCAAGCCGAAUUUUGCCGAGCAAUCGCUUAGAGUAGGUAGAAGGCAAACCCGCUUUCAGACGCAACCCGUCACAUUUGAAGAAGUCGAGUCAGCCAGGUUCUCAAUUCCUGGAGGAAUACACAUCGUAGCUCGAGCUUUAGAAGUCCAAGAAAAAACUCAAACAAUUUUAUCGGAGAAAAAAGGCAUUUUAAAGUCCACCAUGGAUCAUCCCAGUGCCUUUAGCUCCCCGCUCAAAAAAUCCGCAUUGAAAAAAUCGGAAUCGUUAAGAUCUCAUCGCGAUAAAAGUUCUUAUCCGAUGUUAAAGGUCGAACCAGCCGACGAAGGGAUUUCUUCUAAUGAUUCAAGUUCGGACUCUGAAAGUAGAAGUGCGCGCGCCGAAUUUUCAACAAGUGCCGGGAAAUACGCGUCUAAAUCAUUAUAUAGUGAUACCCAUACUUCAGAUGAAUCUUCAGGGGGAAGGGAAAUUCAAAGCAUCAUCGGGACAGAGGCCGUUAAAAGAAGACAACGUGACAAAUUACACCGAGAUGGUUUAUUCAAAAGUAAGAGUUUUGCGCACGUAGGAAGUGAUGCUGAUCCUCUUUCCCUGUUAAGCCAAACGGCCAUGACUAGUACAAUUAACGAAUUACGUGCAAAAUUAAAAGAAAGCGGGGAGAGCGAUUGGAAGAAGAGAAUUCCAAAGCUAAAUAAUGCAAAUGAUGAGAUAAGCCGUUUGAAUGUUAAGAAUCUUUACAAUAACAAUCGUGUUCAACAGGAGAAACUCAACGAGAAGACAUCAAUCCUUGCGGCUAAGAAAGAUGAGCUCGACGCCGCUUCGGAACAAUGGAGAUCCAGAGUCGAAAAGAGCGAUGCCGACAAGUUUUCCGUUGCCGGAAGGAUGGAGAUACAAGAGAUCGCCAUCAAUAUUCCUAAUGGUGACAAAACGAAAAGAAUACCAUCAGCAAAACGAUUCAGAGGAAAAGCAGGAAUCAAAACUGACGGAUCUAUAUCUCCACUAUCAGAAACGCCUUCGCCGCCAGAAGAAGUUACUUUUAAACGAAGCAUAUCCGUUCCAGGAUCAAACGAUGAUUCAGACUUGACUUCUUUAAGAUCUUCUGGAAGAAAAGUAAAGGUAUUAAAACCCGACGACGAUACGUUCACGAGUUUCUUUAAGAAAACUGAAGAUUUCGAAGCUGUCGAAAGCUUAACAUUGACUGUUAACGAUUUGGAUGCGGUUACGAGAAGUAGUCAAAAUUUAUUGGCUCAAAAACGUACGGUGAAAGUUCAAAGGCGCAGAGAAGCUACGAAAAAUCCAAUUAAAGCGUUACUAUCCAGACCGGAUAUUGUUGAUGAAUACACUGAAGUAUCUAUUGGUGUUGGAGAGAGAGAACAAAAAAGACUGAAUGUUGAUAAAUUGUCAAAAAGUUCAAGUUUCGCCAUUGAAGCGCUCGCCGGCUUGGCGAGUAAAGAAGAUUUCAGUUCAAUACUGUUAAAGAAAAUUUCAGCACCGACUUCUACCGUAUUGCCUUAUAAGAGCUUGAUGCUGUUGCACAUUAAAGGAAGAAGACACGUCCAAACUAGAUUGGUGGAACCAUCUGCCGCGAGCAUAAACGACGGGGAUAAUUACAUUUUGAUAACACCGAAUGCUUUGUAUAAUUACGUGGGUCCUUACUCAAAUAUUAUUGAGCAAUCGCGCGCUUGCGAUAUUGUUAAUCACAUCCAAAACACCGGCGAUAUGGGUUGUAAAGUAAACAAAGUGAUUACAAUUAAUCCGAAAAAAGGACUUAGCACUAACGAUCAAGAUAAAUUUUGGAAAUUACUUGGAAGUGAACAAACCGGUGUUAAAACGACGAAAGCCGGUCAUCCCGAUGAAGAUGAAAUUUACGAAUCGAGUAUUUUAAGCACAAAUAUGAUAUAUACUUUAGAUAAUGAUGAGUUGAUGCCUGUUGAUGAAUAUUGGGGGAAAAUUCCUAAAAUAGAAAUGCUCAAACCUAAUAAGGUGUAUGUUUUUGAUUUUGGAUCGGAAAUGUAUGUGUGGAGUGGAAAAACAGCGAAUUCAGAAUUUAAAAAGAAAACUUUACACCUAGCGAAACAAUUAUGGGAGGAAGGAUUUAAUUAUUCCGAUUGCGGAGUGAGUCCUAUUAACAUCGCUGGUAUGCUUGGUGAUAGAAAGAAAACAGAAAUUCCUUUAAAAUGUGAAGAAAGACCAGAUUGGGCUUUGUUUGCUAAAAUAACUCAACAUAGAGAAACGAUAUUAUUCCGUGAAAAAUUUUUGGAUUGGCCCGAUUAUUCGCGUGUUAUCCAAGUUAAAACUAACGAAAAAACAGAGAAUGGUAGCACUCCAAUGAGUAUUAACCCAUGUAAUGUAAAGAGUAUGUUAGAAGAUAAUCGUUCUGAGCCAGAUUUUGUAGCUGAUAACACUCAUCUGGGAAGAGGACACUUUUAUAAUGACGAAGAAAAUCGCAGACAAUAUACAAUAACUUCAUUAAACGUAAAAACCUGGAGAAUUCUUGAAAACACUUAUGAAGAUAUAAAUGAAGAUAUGGUUGGACAUUUUUACGACGAAGAAUCUUAUGUAAUUCGUUGGCAAUAUCGUGUAACAAGCGGUGGAAGAGAAUUAAGUGGAAAACCCUCAAAACAUAAUCUAACAGGAAGGGAUCGUUGUAUUUACUUUUGUUGGUUAGGAAGUAAAGCAUCAAUAAACGAAAAAGGUGCCGCAGCGCUUCUUACUUGCGAAUUAGACAGUGAGAAUGCGCGACAAAUUCGUGUUACUCAAGGAGCCGAACCAACGGUUUUUAUAAGAUUAUUCAACGGUACUAUGGUAACACAUAGAGGAAAAUCCGAUCAAAAAGCUCAAAGUCGUUAUAAACUGUAUAUGUCAAGAGGUGAAAUAGAGGAAGAAGCGUUUUUAAUAGAAGUACCUUGCAGCAUGAGAAGUUUAAGAAGUAGAUCUUCUUUUAUUUGUAUAGACACGCAGUCUUCACAAUUGAUUAUUUGGAACGGAUGUAAAACUUUACCACAAACGGAAUAUGUCACGAAAAUAGCAGCAGAGUCGAUUUCAAAAAAGAAAUCUAGCAAUUUCGGUUUGGAUUCGAACAAAGAAACGACUACGAAAACAGUCAUUGAAGGCGAAGAAAACGAAGAGUUUUUACAAGCGUUAGGCGAAAAACGCCAAUUGUACAAAUGUCUUCUUUCUGAUAACAUCAAAUAUGAAUCCACACCAAGAUUAUUCAAUUUUAGCAGCAUUUCCGGAACGUUUACUGCGAACGAAAUUUUAUGCGGAUACCGAAGCUCGUAUACCACACCAUAUCCAUUUUUACAAGGAGAAUUAUAUUCUGCAAGUCAACCAGCAUUAUUUUUAUUCGAUAAUGGUCACGAAUUGUGGUUGUGGCAAGGCUGGUGGCCAGAAAACGAAGAAUUGGAAUUAUCAGAACAAACGGGAAUGGCCGUGGUUAGGUGGCAAGCCGAACGAAAAGCCGCAAUUCAAACAGCUAUUGACUAUUGGAAGGAACAGCAUAAAGAAGACACUCAAGUGCCAGCUUAUUCGGUAUGGGCUGGAUUGGAACCUUUACAAUUUACAUCUUUGUUUCCAACUUGGGAGGAUCGAGAUGAUAUAGCAGCCAUUAAUAUUAAGGACGGAAAAAAAGCGGGAGAAAUGACAUUAAUAGAAAACGAAUUAUUACAAUUAACAAGGACAACUUACCCACUUGCGCAGCUCUUACAAAGGCCUUUACCUGAAGGUGUAAAUCCAACACAUUUAGAAAUUUAUUUAUCACCCGAUGAGUUUACGCAGCUUCUUUCAAUGACACCCGCGGAAUUUGGGAAACUCCCCACGUGGAAGCAAUCGGCCAUUAAGAAGGAAAAAGGCCUAUUCUGACCUAUGUUGUUAAUGAAAAAGCUGCAUGAUAUGAUUUUGGGCUGUUUCAGCAACUUUGUAUAUUCGAACCGUUAAACAAUUACAUAAAAAGAAAUACUACAGUAAAAAAAAAUUAGUAAGCGAUGGUACUUUUGAGAGCGACAUAUCCGCAUUAUUCUUACUCUUAUUGGACUUUAACGUAAAUAAUCGGUUACUUUGCAUGUAUAAAUUGAAUGUUUUUGUCGAUGUUUUUUCGUGUAUAUUGUAUAUCGCAGUAUUUUGUAUCUUAAUAAAUGUGUGGAAGAACAAUUUAAAGUCGAUGUAAUAUUUAGUCACGUAAUUUAAGUUUGGAUUGUUUUUUUUUUAAUUUAAUAUUUGAAUCAAUUAAAUCUUACUGCCAUAAGUACUUAUCAUUUUGAUUUUGUAAAAUAUGAUGUACUGCCUAUUGCAUACUUUCUUUGUUUCGGCUCUUCCUUAACGACACGAAAAAAGGUUGUGUUAUGUACUUUUGUAAGCUAGGCAUGCAUGUGUACUGAAACCAUAUAGAAUUUGAGAACGAUGUAGAAUACCCGAGGAAACGUGUAAAAUUUCGUUUUUGCUGAAGCUGUGAUUAAACGAGCAUAUGUAACAUUCAAAGUGUUUGUAAAAGUUUUUAUAAAUUGGUGCCUUGUAGGAACUUACGAAAAGGUUAUCGUGGUAGGCCCCCUCCUUUUCUAGUCUUCGAUUGUUUAUAUAUUUUUUUAAUUGCGUUUAUUAAAUAUUAAUUUAAUGUAAUAACCUUUCCCUGUGUGACACCUGUACGUAUAAAUGGCACUGUAACGAAUAGAAAUAGUCGAUUUGUACAUCACCAACCUCACACAUACACACACGUACUCUUGACCGCCUUAUACUAUCUUAUAGAAUUUUUCGGAAACCAUUCUCUCGUAAUGAACAAA
This is a messenger RNA of Onthophagus taurus, 11519 nucleotides long. RefSeq names its product Supervillin (gene Svil). Gene Ontology annotation, cellular component: actin cytoskeleton; cytoplasm. Gene Ontology annotation, molecular function: actin filament binding; phosphatidylinositol-4,5-bisphosphate binding. Gene Ontology annotation, biological process: actin filament severing; barbed-end actin filament capping; actin polymerization or depolymerization. NCBI's taxonomy places the organism in Eukaryota, Metazoa, Arthropoda, Insecta, Coleoptera, Scarabaeidae. The record is from RefSeq and is a predicted model, not a curated record.